Mytilus trossulus (common blue mussel) is the source of this 4425-nucleotide messenger RNA. Its product is annotated as exocyst complex component 8-like. Gene Ontology annotation, cellular component: exocyst. The transcript has 16 exons. Lineage: Eukaryota; Metazoa; Mollusca; Bivalvia; Mytilida; Mytilidae. Bases 39 to 2153 code for a protein of 704 amino acids. Gene Ontology annotation, biological process: Golgi to plasma membrane transport; exocytosis; intracellular protein localization. The record is from RefSeq and is a predicted model, not a curated record.
GAAGCUAUUCGUGUUGACUGUUGUUGAAAAUUGCAAAUAUGGAAGGUCGAGUGGAACAUGGACUGGCAAGAGUAUUAUCAAAACAGGAUUUUGAUCCAGAUCAUUUUGUCAGUAAACAGGCAGAGAAUGGAGAAGAUCAGUUGUUGGUCAUGAAACAGAAGAUCCAGAUAUUAUCUGACGAGACAGCCCAUGCUCUGAAACAUAAUGUGUACAAAAAUUACUCACAGUUCAUAGAAACUGCAAAGGAAAUUUCUAUUUUGGAAGGAGAGAUGUACCAACUGAGUCACAUUCUGACAGAGGAGAAAAGUUUGAUGUCAUCCAUGAUGGAGAUGUCACUAGUUAGUGAUAAAGCUAUUGUUGAGCAGCCCAAAGAACAAAGCCAAGAGAAUCCAGAGGAGGAUACCAGGAAAAAUCUGGCAUUUCUGUUGGAAAAAGUUGAAGGCUGUUCUAGUGUAACAGAAGUUCCAGGACGACAUUUGAUACACAAUGGUGACUUGGCUGAGCUGGAUGCUGAAUCGUUCACACAGAUACAGAAAGUCCAUGCCUUCUUGCUAAAUGAUAGUCUGAUGAUAGCCACAUGGCUUCCUAAUAGGAGAGGUCCAGUUAGAUACAGGUUCCAGGGCCUAUAUGAGUUGGACAGUCUAGCUAUAGUUAAUGUUAGAGAUGCUGGACCUAUAAAGAAUGCAUUUAAGAUUUUGAUGUUUCCUGAUGCUAAGAUGUAUCAGGCUGAUGGAGCUAAAGCAAAGAGGCAUUGGUUAGACAUACUAGAAGAAACAAAGAAAGCUAAAGCUUCCAGAGACAAGCAAAAGAAAGAGGCAGCUAUACUGUUAGCUGAACAACAGGCUCAUACUCCCGAGGAGGAGAGAAAAUCUUUUCCAAUUGAGGAUGAUAGUGAAACUAUUGUUGCCAUAGAAACAGAUUGUUUGAAUGCUGAUUGGAUACAAGAACUACCAGAAGAUCUAGACAUGUGUAUAGCACAAAGAGAUUUUGAAGGAGCAGUAGAUUUAGUGGAGAAAGUAAAUGAAUAUUUAAAAGACUGUCCAAAAGUACCAGUAGUAAAGGAAUUCAGAUCCAGAAUAGACAACCGAAUCAAACAAUUAACAGAGGGUCUCAUGGGUGAAUUACAGGUAUCACCAGAGAGGUCUCUAAGGGGAGGACCUAGAGCUGCCAGGAGAGCUGUAACACAACUGAUUAGAUUAGGGAAGUCAGCUCAGGCAUGUGAUUUGUUCCUGAAGAACCGUAGUGCUAUCAUCAAGUACAACAUUCGUCAGUUAAAGUUUGAAGGAGCUACAACCCUGUACAUUAGAAGAUUAUGUGACGUGUUCUUCCCGUGUUUAUCAGAGACGGGGAAGGAGUUUACUAAGGCAUUCCAAGAUCAUUAUGGUUGUAUGUCUGCAUUUGUGGUGUGGGCCAAGGAAGAGUUAGAAAUGUGUGUCAAUACAUUCAAUAGACAUGUAUUUGGUGGCAAGUCAACAUUAACAGUUAUAUCAGAAUGUGUACAGACAGCCAGACAACAUUGUGAUGAACAGCUAUGUAGUAUUGGUUUUGAUGUAUCAUUUGUGUUUGAGGACACAAUUACACCAGAGUUGGAGAGAGUUGUUCAAGAAAAUAGAGACCAGAUGAUUGAAGGAAUAAAAUAUAGGGGGAAUGAUGAUAAAUGGAGGAAAAUGAAUCACUUGAAAGAGAAGGAGUGUAGUAGAUUCCUAGAAGAGAUGAUGUCUGUGGGUCUGGACUUUAAACCUUAUGUAGAAAGUAAGAAUUUAUUAUCUGUAGGUCUGGACCUCAAACCUUAUGUAGAAAGUAACUGUUUUGUGGCACUUACGAUGAAUACAGCUCAGUUUGCCAAGAUUUGUAUGACGAUGACGAGAGAUUUGUUGACAUUACACACAUUGGAGUUAUCUCCCCUCAUCACAGAUACAAUUACUGAAGUGUUUAAAGCACAGCUGUUACACUUUGAAGAUAGUUUGAAAAGCCCAGAUUUUAAAACAGAGCACAAGUUUAUACUGAAGAAUGCAAAAUAUAUCCUGGAGACCUUAAUGAAGAAAGUGGAAGAACAGUUUAAAACAAGAUCAAUCGGAUUCCCAAAACAAUUAAUGUCCAUCAGUGGAAAGUACAAAAAACUAGAAUCAAUCUCUAAAUCAUCUGCUAGCUGAAUUUGAAGAACCAUAAUUAAAAUAUACAGAUCCAACAUUUAUUGUACAAUGUUAAUAUUACUGUUAUAGUGAUAAAAAUAAUAGUUGAAAAUCCUCAAAUGGUUAAACUGCAUUGGUGUACAAAUAACCAUUUUUAUCUCCUUUGUGGUGAUAAAAACACAGACUUUUACCAUAUUUCACAAAUUUGAACAUUUGUUAAAAGAUUAUUAGUUCAAUUUGGUUUUUUUUUUAUCAUUUCAUUUUUGCUAGAAAAAAAACAAAAAAAACACAUUUUCUAUAUUGAUUUUAUGGACAUGUUGCAAAAUCAGAAAUACUUAUUUAUAUGAUUAUAACCUUUUUAGCUCACCUGGCCCAAAGGGCCAAGUGAGCUUUUCUCACCACUUGGCGUCCGUCGUCGUAGUUGUCGUUAACAAUUUACAUUUUGAACUUCUUCUAGAGAACCACGGAAUGGAAUGGAACCAAACAUGGCAUGAAUGUUCCUUAUGAGAUGCUGACCAAGUGUUGUUACUUUGUAGCCGAUCCAUCAUCCAAGAUGGCCGCCAGCGGGGGACUUAAGUUUAACAAAGGACCCUAUGGGAAAUGCAUACAAAUGACUUCUUCUUUUAGAGAACCACUGAAUGGAAUGAAACCAAACAUGGAAUGAAUGUUCCUUAUGAAGUGCUGACCAAAAUUGUUACUUUGUUGCCGAUCCAUCAUCCAAGAUGGCCGCCAGCGAAGGACUUAGUUUAACAUAGGACCCUAUGGGAAAUGCAUACAAAUGACUUCUUUUAGAGAACCAUUGAAUGGAUUGAAACCAAACAUAGCAUGAAUGUUCCUUAUGGGGUGCUGACCAAGUGUUGUUACUUUGUAGCCAAUCCAUCAUCCAAGAUGGCCGCCAGGGGGGAACUUAGUUUAACAUAGGACCCUAUGGGAAAUGCAUACGAAUGUCUUCACCUAGAGAACCACUAAAUGGAAUGAAACCAAACAUAGCAUAAAUGUUCCUUAUGGAGUACUGACCAAGUGUUGUUACUUUGUUGCCGAUCCAUCAUCCAAGAUGGACGCCAGCUGGGGACUUAUUUUAACAUAGGACCCUAUGGGAAAUGCAUAUAAAUGACUUCUUUUAGAGAACCACUGAAUGGAAUGAAACCAAACAUGGCAUGAAUGUUCCUUAUGGGGUGCUGACCAAGUGUUGUUACUUUGUUGCCCAUCCAUCAUCCAAGAUGGCCGACAGCGGGGGACUUAGUUUAACAUAGGACCCUAUGGGAAAUGCAUACAAAUGACUUCUUUUAGAGAACCACUGAAUGGAAUAAGACCAAACAUAGCAUGAGUGUUCCUUAUGGGGUGCUGACCAAGUGUUAUUACUUUGUAGCUGAUCCAUCAUCCAAGAUGGCCGCCAGCGAAGGACUUAGUUUAACAUAGGACCCUAUUGGAAAUGCAUAUAAAUGACUUCUUCUAAAGAACCACUGAAUGGAAUGAAACCAAACAUGGCAUGAAUGUUCCUUAUGAGGUGCUGACCAAGUGUUGUUACUUUGUAGCCGAUCCAUCAUCCAAGAUGGCCGCCAGCGAGGGAUUUAGUUUAACAUAGUACCCUAUAGGAAAUGCAUACAAAUGACUUCUUUUAGAGAACCACUGAAUGGAAUGAAACCAAACAUGGCAUGAAUGUUCCUUAUGAGGUGCUGACCAAGUGUUGUUACUUUGUAGCCGAUCCGUCAUCCAAGAUGGCAGCCAGCAGGGACUUAGUUUUACAUAGGGCCAUAAGGGAAAUACAUACAAAUGUUUUCUUUUAGAGAACCACUGAAUGGAUUGAAACCAAACAUAGCAUAAAUGUUUCUUUCCCUAUGAGGUUCUGGCCAACUGUUGUUAAUUUGUAGCCAAAUUUUAUCUUUAUCUUAUAUGAAUAAAAAAAAACAGGUUGUUUCAGGUGAGCGAUACAGGCUCUUAAGAGCCUCUAGUUUAAUAUUUAAAUUCAAUUAGGUGUUACCAAAUUGAGGCAAUAUUAUCUAUAGGUGUAACAAAUUUAAGUGAAGAACCAUACAUUAUUUGUGGAAUCGAAUCUUCGAUCAUGAGAAAUUCGGAUUAGAAAUAUCACAAACUUACAUUAAACCAAAUCAUAAUGUAUCAACGCAAAUUUAAGACAGAUUUGUUUGGAAAAGAAAGUAAAACCAAGAUGAUUUAAUUUAUGUAUAUAACAUAUUUUAUAAUUUAUAGUAUUUCUCAUUUAUUUUGAUAUGUAAAGUGCAAUAUUUGUUUUUAUUUUGUUAUUUGAUAAUUAUUAAAGAUAUUAUAUGAAUAU